Messenger RNA from Trichophyton benhamiae CBS 112371, 801 nucleotides. RefSeq lists its product as uncharacterized. Gene Ontology annotation, biological process: peptidyl-lysine dimethylation. The transcript has 2 exons. NCBI's taxonomy places the organism in Eukaryota, Fungi, Ascomycota, Eurotiomycetes, Onygenales, Arthrodermataceae. Bases 1 to 801 code for a protein of 266 amino acids. The record is from RefSeq and is a predicted model, not a curated record. Gene Ontology annotation, molecular function: protein-lysine N-methyltransferase activity.
AUGGGUUUAGAGCUGCAAGACGAGGCGCUCGGUUUUGGAGAUAUCUUCAAAGAGCCUGAGGGGUAUUUCCCCCCUCCAAAGCCUCCAACCUUCUCCGAACAUCGCAUGCUUUCCGGCGACACCCUGAGUAUUCGACUUGUUGGAAGCCAUCCGUUAUAUUGUAUACCCUUGACUGUUAAAGAUACGUUAAUUGCACAGAGACAAUUUCGACUGACUUUUUCUGAUUUGGAGGGGUAUCUUCUCUGGAAUGCAGCAAGAACGAUAUCUGACUUUCUAGAAGACAACGCCUCAGAAUGGGUUGAAGGCAAAGACAUCCUCGAGCUGGGGGCAGGUGCCGGUCUACCAAGCAUUAUCUGUGCUAUUAUGGGGGCUAAAAUAGUUGUUGUAACUGAUUAUCCCGACCACGAUCUUAUCGACAACAUGCAAAUAAACGCGUCAACCUGCGAGAAGUUUAUCAAGAAACAACCAUCACCUCUUCAUGUUGAAGGAUACAAGUGGGGUGACCCUACCGGCUGCAUAUGCAGGUAUUUGGAGUCUCCCUCAGAGGGGUUUGAUGUUUUGAUUCUCGCGGACGUCAUAUACAAUCAUCCACAGCAUCACAGCUUGAUUAACAGUGUAAAAAUGACUUUGAAGCGGUCGAAGGCAUCGGUAGCCUUUGUGGUUUUUACCCCAUAUCAGCCUUGGCUAUUGGAAAAGAUAACGGCCUUUUUCCCUAAAGCCGAACAGAGCGGUUUUACGGUGAAGAAAAUAUUCCAAAAAGUUAUGGAUAAAUUAUUAUUUGAGGAUGACCCCGGGGUAUAA